AUGCUCAUUAAAAAUUUAUUAUCUUCCAUAGCGGCUGGAGCUUUUCUAGCUUGCACUAUCGUAUCAGCCGAACAAUCUGAUGUUAUUACUUUAUCAAAAGAUAAUUUUAAAACAAUUGUUGAACCGGAAAAACUCAUUCUCGUUGAAUUUUAUGCGCCAUGGUGUGGACAUUGUAAAGCUUUGGCACCUGAAUAUGAAAUUGCUGCUACCGCUUUAAAAGUCGAAAAUAUCAAACUUGCAAAGGUUGAUUGUACAGCAGAGACCCAAGUCUGCUCCGAACAAGAUAUUAAAGGUUAUCCUACCCUUAAAGUUUUCAAGGAUGGUAAUGCAUCAGAAUAUAAUGGUGGCAGAAAGGCCGAUCUUAUUGUCAAUUACAUGAAAAAACAAGCUUUGCCCGCGAUAUCCGACGUAAAUGUUGAGAAUUUUGACACUUUCAAAGAUUCUGAUGAAAAGGUUAUUAUUGGCUUCUUUGAUGACAAUAAUCAAGAGGAAUACAACACUUUUUCACAAACCGCAGAAGAAUUACGUGAAGAUUUUCUUUUUGGUGCGACGGGUCAAAAAGAUGUCAUCACUAAGGCUGAAGUCAAACCACCCACUGUCAUCCUUUACAAGAAAUUUGAUGAGGGUAAAAAUAUACUUGAGGGCUCAUUUACCAAAGAGGAACUUACUACCUUUAUCAAGAAAAAUUCCAUACCUUUAUUGGCAGAAAUUGGACCCGACAAUUAUGCCUCUUACGUUGAUUCAGGUUUACCUCUUGCAUUCCUAUUUUAUGAAAACGCAGAGCAAAGAACCAAACUUGGUCAAGAAGUUGAAUCCGUCGCAAAAGAAUUCAAAGGUCAAGUUAGCUUUGUAUACAUUGACGCGGAAAAGUUUGGUCAACACGCUGAAAACAUCAAUUUGAAACAAACAUGGCCCGCAUUUGGUAUUUCAAAACCUGAGGAAAAUUUGAAAUUUCCAUUUGAUCAAAGCAAAGAAAUCACUACAGAAGCCAUUAAGGAAUUCGUCACUCAAUUUGUUAAGGGAGAAAUAAAACCAAGCAUUAAAUCUCAACCGAUUCCCGAGAAGAAUGACGAACCCGUUUUUGUCUUGGUUGCUGACAACUUUGAAGACGUUGUGUACGAUGCAACUAAGGAUGUCUUGGUCGAAUUUUAUGCACCAUGGUGUGGACAUUGUAAGAAACUUGUUCCUACUUAUGAAAAAUUGGGAGAAACUUACGCAAAUGUAAAGGAUAAGAUUCUCAUCUCCAAGAUGGAUGCAACUGAAAAUGACCUUCCUGCUAAAGCUACAUUCAAAGUUAGCGGUUUCCCAACAAUCAAACUUUUCAAAGCUGGUGAUAACGAAAUUGUAGAUUAUCAAGGAGAUAGAAGUUAUGAAAGUAUCGUUGAAUUCUUGAACAAGAAUGCACUUAACAAAGUUGACCUUGAUGUUUCUACCGCCGAGUCAUCAACAACAUCAGAAUCGGCACCAACUACCACUGAAGUUGCGGAAGAAAAGCAUGAUGAGCACGAUGAAUUAUAA
Funneliformis caledonium is the source of this 1518-nucleotide messenger RNA. The record is from the annotation of a GenBank genome assembly. NCBI's taxonomy places the organism in Eukaryota, Fungi, Glomeromycota, Glomeromycetes, Glomerales, Glomeraceae.